AAAAGCUUGAAGAAGACUGACAGAAUGCACACAAUGGCAGUCAUCCAGAGGAGUGUAUGGGCUCUAUUGCUCUGGCCUUCUCUCCUUACUGUAAGCAUGCCACUAGACUGUAAAGAAGAGCAGGGCAGUCUCUCCGGCUGCACUUCCAUCUCCCAAGAGAAACUUCUAGACCGAGUCAUCCAUCAUGCUGAGCUCAUCUACCGUGUCUCAGAAGAAUCGUGUUCUCUGUUUGAGGAGAUGUUCCUUCCAUUCCCUCUGCAGCUCCAGAGCAGCCAGGCUGGCUACGCGUGCAUCACCAAAGCCUUACCCAUGCCCAGCUCCAAAAGUGAAAUCCAACAGAUAUCUGACAAAUGGCUGCUUCACUCUGUGCUGAUGCUGGUCCAGUCAUGGAUCGAGCCGUUGGUCUACCUGCAGACAACAAUGGAUCGCUACGACCACGCUCCUGACAUGCUGCUCAACAAGACAAAGUGGGUGUCUGACAAACUGAUCAGUCUGGAGCAAGGGGUUGUGGUCCUCAUCAAGAAGAUGUUGGAUGAGGGGAUGUUGGCCACAACCUACAGUGAACAAGGCUUAUUCCAGUCUGACGUGCAGCCAGAGAUGCUGGAAUCUGUUAUGAGAGACUAUACUUUGCUCAGCUGUUUCAAGAAAGAUGCUCAUAAGAUGGAAACUUUCCUCAAGCUUCUCAAGUGUCGUCAAACCGACAAAUACAACUGUCCAUAAAACAUAAGCCGCAGCUUUUAAAUAACACAGCAUUUAGCUCUAAAUGAAUUCCUGAGGUUGCGUAGCGUGCACUUAAAGAUAUGACCAUGCCUGGGGCGACUCAGCCUUGCUUGUACUGCAGUACAUUUCUUAUUGAUUGUUUUGGAACACCUUCACACAAAACUAAGUAGGUGUAAUCCUGUGCCCUUUAUUCAACAUACUGCGUUCUUUUUUUUUUUUCUUUUUCUCCUGCUUAGUUGUUAUUUUAACCUGGUAAAGGCAAGAGAGGGCAAAUUCCCAAAAGAUUAUUGCAUGUCGAGCUGUCAAAAAAAUCUGCAUAUCCUGCCAUUGAUUUCCAUUUCCUUUGUUCUUAACUGGAGUUGGUAUUCCUUGCUGGCUCUUGCAGUGUUUUGAUUAUUCCCACGGCCCCGAGAGUAUUCAGUGAGACUCCCUUGUUAAAUGGAGUUGGUUUCACUUCUGCAUUAGUGAAAUGAAACCCUUUCACUGGAGAUGGGAGUCAAACAGAGAGCAAUAACUAUUAAAAAAAGAAGAGAGAGACACAUUUUGAUUGGUGAAAGAGGGUGUAAGAGAGGCAACAUAAAUAACAGCUAAAAUGAGAGCCAGGACUAGUGCUCCUGAAGGAGAAAGGAAUUCCUCUGUGCCUAAAUGUGCCUAAUUUAACAUGAAUAUAAAAACGAAAUAAGAUUUGUAGAAUAACCCUUAUUCGUUUCCAAUAUUCAGGGAAUAAACAAUUUAAAUUUAUUCUAUUCUAUUACUCUAUUUAUGAAUAGACUAGGCCCUGUGUACUGUGUAAACCUUUUUAGUCUGCUGCUGAUCUAAUAAAGCAAGAAAGAAAACCAA
This is a messenger RNA of Amphiprion ocellaris (clown anemonefish), 1560 nucleotides long. It is a transcript of the gene smtla, whose product is annotated as somatolactin alpha. The record is from RefSeq and is a predicted model, not a curated record. Gene Ontology annotation, cellular component: extracellular region. The transcript has 5 exons. Lineage: Eukaryota; Metazoa; Chordata; Actinopteri; Pomacentridae. Gene Ontology annotation, molecular function: growth hormone activity; growth hormone receptor binding. Bases 25 to 720 code for a protein of 231 amino acids. Gene Ontology annotation, biological process: positive regulation of tyrosine phosphorylation of STAT protein; growth hormone receptor signaling pathway; positive regulation of receptor signaling pathway via JAK-STAT.